Messenger RNA from Limulus polyphemus (Atlantic horseshoe crab), 934 nucleotides. Its product is annotated as MFS-type transporter SLC18B1-like. The record is from RefSeq and is a predicted model, not a curated record. The transcript is spliced from 5 exons. Gene Ontology annotation, molecular function: transmembrane transporter activity. Gene Ontology annotation, biological process: transmembrane transport. Lineage: Eukaryota; Metazoa; Arthropoda; Merostomata; Xiphosura; Limulidae. Bases 366 to 917 code for a protein of 183 amino acids.
UAUUGUUACCUCACUAGUCUAAUCAGAAACUAUCAGACUACUCCACGAUUUUGGUGAAAUACAAGUAACACUAUUACGAGACAUUUCAAUCUUGACAACAGCGCGAGUUCAGUUAAAUUGCAUUCGCGGAGUAUAUUGAGAUUGACUUUUUCAGCUAAAAUAACUAAAAGUCUGAUUUCCUGACCUAGUGUGGACAGCACUGUGUGACGAUGAUGGACAAAAACAAAUUGUCCCUUUGAAUUAAGCCAUUAAUUGCAGUUGUAUCUCGAAAUAUAUCUCUUGAGAAGUUUACAAGUAUUAAUCGGUUGAUAUCACCACAGAAUUAAUCGCCUGAUAUCAUCACGUCUAUAAAAACUGAAUAAACAAUGCCAGCUAUUGGAGCAUCACGUGAGUACUCGAAGAUAUCGUGCGAAGAAACUUCAUUGUUAAUUUCAAUAAAAGAUGGCAAGGAAGUAUCAAAACCGAAAAGAAACCGACGCCAGUGGCUGGUCUUGAUAAUGCUCGCCUUUGGAAAUUUUUGUAUUGCUUCUUGUGUUUCACUUCAGGCGCCAUUUUUUCCAAAAGAGGCAGAAAUGAAAGGAGCAACUCCAACACAAUACGGUUUGGUCUUCGGGGUGUUUCAACUCACAGUUUUCAUUAUUUCUCCAGUAUAUGGAAAAUUAAUGGCGCUAAUUACACCAAAGUUUAUGCUAAAUGCUGGAAUAUUGGUUGUUGGAGUAACGUCGAUUUUGUUCGGAGUACUCGACAGAUCACCAGAUGGCACCCCUUUCGUUGCACUAGCAUUUGCUGUGCGGAUUGUGGAAGGCUUAGGAUCCGCAGCAUUCACUACUUCGAGUUUUACUAUUAUUGCUGCAGAAUUUCCUCGAAACGUGGCUACUACGUUUGUGAGUAUACAAUUCUUCUUUGUGCCUCUGUAAAAAAAUACAAUUUAUUA